UGAUAUUACAGCCGCCAACUAGGGUCUAGCAGGCAAUUAAUAAUAAUAAUAUAAUGAAUAAUAUAAAUCAUACGAAUCAUAAUAAUAAUAUAAAUAAUGGUAGUAAUACGAAUGCCACCACUACACCAACAACUACUUUAGUAACAACAAUAACAUCAACCACAACAACUACCACGACAAAUAAUAUAGCUAGCGUUAGUAGUAACAACAACAACAAUUCGCAUAAUAACAACCAUAACAAUAACAGCAAUAGCAAUAGCAACAACCAAAACACAUUGCAUAUGAAUGCAACAACAACAAAUACAUUAAACACAACUGCCGCGCGUGACGCCACUGACGUGAACGCAAAAACGUGUACAGAGUCAGACGCGCCAACUAGUGCGGACGGUGAUGAGAAUGACGGCAGCGAAAGCGCCAAUGACACAGACAACAACAACGACAAUGGUAAGGACGAAGAUGCUGACGAUGACAAGUGUGACAAAUUUAUGGCCAAAGGCUGCAACCAAAGCAGACAGCAGAGCUAUCAGAGUGAUGACGCAGACAGAGCAAAAGACUUCAGCGAGAGCGCUAAUAAGAGACAAACCAAAACAAAUACAACGAGCACUAAAAGGCAGCAAUGCCAACAACAGACUGCAGCAGCGCUAAGUAGUGCGCCAUUUGAACAAAGCAACGAUAACAAUGAAGCGAAUAGUAAAAACACUAAUCUGUCGACUAGCGGCAACAAAAGCAAUAGCACCAGCAUCAGCACAGGUGGUAAUAGUAGUAGUGGUGGUAGUACACUUAGCGGUAAUGCCACUACUAAUUUCGUACGCGAUCAUAAUCUGACAAACAAUAUAGACUACACUAAGCACGGCAAUAGCGAUAAGCAGCAACUGCUCUUGAAUAUAACUGAACCGCACUCAUUUGCCAGCGCUGACGAUAAGCUACUCAAUACGCGCACGCAACAAAAGCUGCGUUUUAGUCAGCGCCGCUUGCGCACCAAAGCGCUGGUUGACAGUCUGCCACCAAGAUUGAAAAUGCCUGCAGGCAGCAUACAAGCGAACUUUGCGUGCGCGCUAGCUCUCAAUGCUUCAAGCGCUGGCGAUGAGUUGCUGGUGGGUAGUAAUGAGUUGUUGCAAAAGAUGAGCAUCAAUAAUCCCUUCUAUCGUUUUCGCAAACAGUCCACCUCUUUGAAGGAGAUGCGCGCGGUGGCGUAUGCGGAGCGGUGCCUACGCAAAGCGCACUCCGACACAGACAUAUUCAACUGGCAGCUGGUGAGUGAAGAAGAGGACUUAGGUAGUAGUGGCGCAUGGGUUGAUGCACAGUUUGCGCGUGCUGUAUUAGCGGGUAUGGGGGGACGCGCGUUAUGGGGUAGAAGCGCGCAAUCCAAUGGGCCACAAAAACGUGGCGAAACUGCCGUACAGCUGACUGCAGCAGAUGGUAGUGUUGUAGUUGUAUUAGAUAAUAAGCAUGCUAGCGUAGUAAGUAAGCCUAUAUUGUUGAGUAGUCUCGAAGAGUUGCUCGAUGGCAGUAUUACGGACGAGGCGACUCAUGGCUCGCGCGGUUAUUUGCUGGACGCAGUCGCCGCUGAACGCGCAUUCGCCGACACCGCCAACGAAACGGAUAACAGCACUGUCAUCACGAAUCCCUUCUCCAUCUUCCAUGACGACGAUGUGCUAAUGCUAAGCGUAAAUACGCGUCUACGUGCCGCUUCAAGCGCUUCACAACAACAGCGGCCACUAAAGAAGCGCCAACGCUCCGAACGUUCUAUACGACGUCUCUUCGAAGCAAGCAAUGAAGCGGCGGCGGGUGCUAAACGCGCACACGCCACACCAACCAACUAUCAAACAAGCAUCAGCGCGCGUCAGCACUACUUGCAUGGCAUACCUGUAAGCCGUUUCGAGCGACAGGACUUUGUCAGCACCACCGCGGCUAUGACAUUGAAAGAGGCAUCCAAAUCUAACAAACUCAGACCAAAACACGUCUUCAAGAACCUCUCGCUACGCAAAAUUCACAAGUCAGCAAGCGGUUUGCCGGCCACCACGCACAUCGUCACAUCCAACGCCUGCGAUGCCGUGGGCGAUCUCAACGCCCUGCCGCAAAUGAAAAAACUCAAAAUCACCUAUCCAAAUCGCACACAAAGUAUACACAGCGCGUUGGAUGUCAGCUCUGGUACGCAACUCAGCGUCGGGCUUGUGAGUCCGGCAGGGGCUGGAGGCGGUGCGGUUAAGCAUUCCUAUUUUGAACGUCUGCAAGCGAAAACGCGGCAGGGUCUACAAAAGCUGCGCGAUAAGUGUCGCAACUUCAAACAGGCCGCAGGACACCAUCAGCAUGCAGCCACCGGCAGCGGAUUCAGCACGCUUGCCAAGGAUGACAGUUUUCGCUUCAUAGGCGAUCGCGCGCGCAUCAGCAGCUACGAGUCGAAAUGUGCCGCGCUUAAUGGCAGCGGCUGUGGUGGCCGCCAACAAGCCACCAUCUAUAAGAGUUACAAGUCUGAAAUCGAUUUAUCAAAGAAUUUGCAUUAUCUGGAUGCAUACUUGGAGGAGAAUUUCGAUCAGCAACUGCGCAGCACCAAACAAUCAGCGAAUUCUGUAGGGCGCGUAAACGCCGCACGUUUGCAACGCCAGAAGCAGCAAUUGGAUAGCAGUGAAGCGAAACAAAAGCGUGGAUCGCCACAAGAUGCGAAAACACUGUUUGGACGUGCGCAUAAACGAAGUCUCUCGGCGGCGCAAAAAUCCAUGGCAGCGACUGAGCAGAGACCAACGCCUGCGACCACCACCAAUAAUUAUGAGAAUCUUGACACUUUGCCGAUGGUGAGACGCGGGUGCUCUGAUUCACUCAGCAGCUCAGAUUAUGCUUCGGUAUUCAGCGGACCCACAUUGGCGGUCGAACCGGUUACUCCAAGCUCAGCUGGUGCUACUGAGCCGAUCACGCCAUCUCUAGUAGAUGAUGCAAGCAGCAGCACUGGCUUGCGGUACGAACACCCAAAGAUGUCGCAAUAUUUCUUCAACAAGCUCGAUCUAGAAGGCUCGGCAGAUCUUUUGCUAGCGACCGAAGGCCAUGGCAGUAGUGAGACGGCCACUUGUUUCUUCAACGUCGGCAGCGAACAUGAUUUAGAUGACGAGCAAGGCAAUUUCGACGCUAUAGGCGCUGCGGGCGAUGCCGCAUUGUUGGUAGAUUACGGUCGCGCAGCCAAUUUGGAUACCAGCAUACGCAUACUUGUCAACGAAGCGGAAGACACAGAUUUCCAACAAGAACUCGAGCGUCACUUGGCUACAACGAAACAGCGUCGGGAGACGAGCGCCACCACUGAUUGGUAUCAACAGCAGUUUCAACAACAGCUCGGUGCCGCUGAUGAGCGCAAUUUCCUGCUGGCAUAUAAUGAGAAUUUAGCCGAAAGCCAUUUCUAUCGUUCGCUCAAUCAGCAUUUACAGCAGCAACAGAAGCAGCGACAAAGGGAACUAUGCUUUGAUGCCAACGCUGAUGUGAAUGAUGAUGAUGAUGAAGCGAAUCACAUUGGCGCUGUCAUCACAAACGACGUGCAGAGUGUUGACGGCAGUGACAAAGACUUCCAUUAUGAAAGCUACUUAGAACACUUCUAUCGCGCGAGAUCCGGUCGGCAAACACGUAAAGCGAACUCAAUCGGCUACGAUGAUGAACGCGUAGCUGUAGGCGCUGGCAGCGGAGUUGAAGGUGAAGAUAUCACCGAUACCGAAAGUGGUUAUAUCACACGUAGCGCCUUCAGACGCGCCGCGCGUGGUCGCAAAGCGGGCGGUAGCGCAUUUGAAUUGCGACAUAGCGCAUUUCUGUUACUUGGCGAAAAUCUAAGCAACAGUAAUGACCGAAAUAAAGACGUUGUAGAUAUGAUGUCAGGCAAUAGCCGCGCUGCUUAUUAUGCGCACCAAUUUUACGGCUUUGGGGGAGGCGCUGCCGCAUCGGCCACGCAAGAGGUAGGCGCAAGUGAUGUAAGUGCCGAUAAAACCAAACUGCCACUGGCGCCAACAAAUAAAAUCACAGCGGUUACGCACAUGAGUGGUAAUUUAGCAAAUAUGAAAGGCAGGCAACUUGAUGGGUUGACAGCGGCAUAUACUAGAGCGGAUGUGCAAGCGGUGGCAACGGCGGAGCUUAAAGAACGCAACGAACGCGGCGAACGCUUUAGUGGCUCCACGAAAUCAGCAAUAGACGCUACAACUAAUUUGCUUGGUAAAAAUAUUGACGCGUACAAUUUCGCAGCAACCGAAGCAGCUUUGUUGGGGGAACAUGGCGCUGUCAAUAGUAUGCCAAAUACGCACUACGUUUCUACAAGCGGCAAGGAUAAUAUUGUUGCACCGCAUGUUUACAUUGAAAGUGCGGCGAAAAAUGCCACAGCUGCGCCAACAACGCUUGCCGCGCUACCCAUUGUCACAGCCGCAACAUCGCCAACAAAUUUGCAACAGCCAAAUAGCGGUUUUGUAAAAACAAGCACUUAUUUACAACAACAGCAACGGCACGAAAGGCAGAAGUUGCAACAACAACAGCAUCAGCAGCUGAUACCAGCACCAACUGCGGCCGCCGCUGCAUUGUUUAUGGACGGCAGCAAACAUAGCGGAAAAUCCGGACAUAACAUGGAGGCGGCCUUGUCCAGUGGUGCAAGUAAUCGCUACAUGUUGGACAACAUGCGCCGGCAGCACCAACAGCAGCAACAUCACCAACAGAAAUCUGCGAAUUCCGUCAGCUCGUCGCUUUCGCUGUCCACUUCCUCCUCAUCAAAUUCGUCCGUCUCACAACCUGUGGCACACAACCAACAACAACAAUUAUUGUUAUCUGCCACCACAGCACCAACACAGGCCAAGUAUAUGCAAACACACCAACAACAACACAAGCAGCUGCCACUUACAACCUAUCAUGCGCGCCGUAGCUCCACUGCCUCAAAUGCCUCAUCAUCCGACAAUUUCGACUCGUUCAUUGCGGUGCGUAGCGCACAAACUACAAGUGGCAUUGAGUUGGCUUCCCCAGCCGCUAGCACUGCAUUGCAACCUGAUUAUGCGGUUAGCACAAAAUUUUCCGGCAACAGCGCCAGCACAUAUCAACAACAGCGCCAACAAAUGCUAUCUAGCGCACAUACGCGCGCUCAAUCGACCGCGCACUACCCCACCUCUCCUUCCAGUGGCGGUAGCAGCAGUACUGUGCCGCUCAUCAGCGCGCUGAACUACUAUGGCACAGGCAGUGGUGGUGGCGGGGGUGGUGGUAGUGCAUCGGAUAGCACACACGCCGCAUAUGCCUCAUCGACAGCGUCAGCAUCGGCUUCCUCAUCAUCGUCGUCUUCGUCGACCAAUCACAAAUAUGCGCUGACCGCGAAUGCUUCAGCGAUCGCCAGUAAUAACUACGCAUUGCUCGCACAAAUGCAUUACGGCAGUAAGGGGGCAGGUGCGCACAGCGGAGGAACCGUGGGUGGCAGCACAUGCGCGACGGGUCCGUCUAUAUCGCCGUCGUACGCCAGUGAGCGCAAGCCAUUCAUACUUGAAUAUGAGUGUUAGCGCCAAAUUGGGAUGGAAGCGAGGGUGAGGUAGAGUGAAUGAACAUUUCACGCAAGCAACUUGCGGAAGAGAGAGAGUAGUGAGCUAUUUUUUCGAAUGCCAUUUCCAUUUUUACCUUUUCAGUUGAACGAUUUCCGCAUUCCUUAAAAUUAUGUAGAUACUAUAGACGAGGAAAGUUAAACAAGUUUGCAGAAUAAACUUUGGACGUCCUCGACCCGGGCUGACCUCCAUACGCACUGUGUCUCCUAAUCAUCGAAGCCUUAGGGAUUUCAUAAGUUUCCAAAACAUUAACUUUUUUUACACAUUUCUCACAAGCAGACACCUCCCAUAAUCAAACACAUUUGUCAGUCCCUUAGGUAUCCCCUUAAGAGCGAAUACUCCGUAAUUCAGUGAAAUAGGAUACUCGACUUUCAGUGGAAAUGUGUCCCUUAAAAUUCUUUCAUAACUACUUAUAUAGCCUAAGCUUCUUGCCACCAGUCAAGCUUAUCUUUCUUAAUUUCUUUCUCACACUCGCCCUCUCUUGCUAUCUCUCUCGCUUGCUACUUCUGCCUCUAACUCCGUCGCUUCCAUAAGUUUUUUCUAAUGCUCUCCGCCGCUUUCUUUAGCACUCCGCAAGCCUCUGCAAAUUUGGCUAACGAUUUUCGUGAAUCUAAUGAAAAACCAUAUCAAUUAAAAUAAUAAAAUCUGCAGCAAAUGUAAGUCAUCUUCAAAAUAAUGUAUUAUUAAAAAAAAUACAAAUGAUAUCAAUAUUACAAAAAUAAGGAUGACCAUUCGGAAGUGUAAAAGUAAUGCCGCAGAAGUGCGUGAAAUUGUAAUCCGUUCAAGAAACCUAUGAAAAUAAGUAAUUGACAAACCAAUGCAGCCUAAUAAUAGUUAACUACUACAACAUUGAAAGAAUGAAAAUGCAAAUUUUAGCAGCAAAACAUAUUCUUCAGUUCACAUAAAAAUUAUACGAGCAAUUGAAUAUAAUUAUAUUUUACAAACCACUUAGUUAUCUUUGUUUAUGUACAUAAAUACUAGCUGGGAAUCCUAGAAAAUUUUUUAAAUCUGAAAUUGUAAAUUGGCAAACUUUAAAAUUUUUGUAAUGCAUAAACUAGGCCUGUCAAUAUUGUUAAACAAUAUCAGUCCCGAAUUUUCGAGAUUUAUAUGCUAAAAUAUACCUCUAUCUUUUAUAAAAAGUACCCAAAAAUUGUCCCUCAGCUUUAAGUCUAGCGAGUUCUCUGACCGCGACACUAUCACCAAAUUUUGCUCGUUAAGGCGGUAGCGAUUGUCCUGGUUGAAUAACAAAGUGUACCUUCUUGCAUAAAAAUAUGAACGCUUAAGGCAUAGCUCAAACUUUACAACUCGAGAUUAGCGCCACGGCUGGAUGUUUCACUCUUCGAAAAACGCAGACAGUGGUAAAGCCAUAGUUGCCAACUUAGUGCUUUAAGCAUUAGAUUUAGGGCCUGUUUGAAAAUUAAAACGCCCAAAAAAUGUUUUAGUGCCGACUGUCUUUAUAGUGUUUUUUCUGAACUCAAAUGCAAUGUACAUCCACUUUUCAUAGAUCGUUAAAACAUGAAAUAAUUUUGAAUAUUUAAAGCUGGUGUAAGUUGUCAUAUCGAUAGUAAACAACUUCAUAAAUAUUUUAAAUAUGACUUGAAGUAAUUCUUAUGGCCCUAAGUUAAAAAUGAUGAGGAAAUAGACGGUGUAAUAAAAAUAUAUAGAGGCUACCUUUUUUUACAGAAUCAUUUCGAACGAAAAAAUUUGGUGUAAUUGAAUUCUAUGAUUAUUAUUAUUUUUAUUAUUAUUAUGAAGAAUUUAGGUUAGGUGAGGUUGAGUGGCUGUCAUCCGACACAUUUUGAGCCUGAAUAGUCCCAUUGUACCACUGGAGCUCGUCUUUUACACUAAUGAGUCUUCUCUGAACCAACCUGUGUAUUGAAGGCAUUUUAUUAAUUUCGGCAACCCUCUUUGUGCGGCCUCUUUAGAGCUGUCAAGAAAGGCGAAUCCGAGCGUGGAAAGCCUCUUUCGGUAGCAAUGCGCAAUGUAUGUACAUAGGAUGUGUUCCACGGUUUCCUCUUCCUCAAUAUCUUGUCCUCUUCUUCAAUAUCUUCUUCAAUAUCCCAGUC
Messenger RNA from Anastrepha obliqua, 7600 nucleotides. RefSeq names its product pneumococcal serine-rich repeat protein-like. Bases 54 to 5495 code for a protein of 1813 amino acids. The record is from RefSeq and is a predicted model, not a curated record. NCBI's taxonomy places the organism in Eukaryota, Metazoa, Arthropoda, Insecta, Diptera, Tephritidae. The transcript has 2 exons.